Messenger RNA from Acaulospora colombiana, 732 nucleotides. Lineage: Eukaryota; Fungi; Glomeromycota; Glomeromycetes; Diversisporales; Acaulosporaceae. The record is from the annotation of a GenBank genome assembly.
AUGAAAAUUUCAAAGAGGCUAAUGACAGGAGUAAUCGAUGAAAACAUCAAAAAUACUUUACAAUCUACUAUAGAGGCGCUGCAUAGCGUUUGUCCGCAAAAGGUGGAUAAAUCAUCUAUACGUAGAUCGCUUUACGAUAUUUUAAAUAAAAACCAAGCAUUCCGAAAGAAAUCCGCGGCUAAUUUGAAAAUAUAUGGCUGGUUAACCUUCGUAAAAGCUAAAUUUAAUAAAUCAAGAUAUGACGCCGGACGACGCUUAGCUGAUAAUAGGAGUACUCCCCCACCAGUACAGGAAGAAUUUUCUUUCUCUAUCAAUGAACAAGGAGCUUUUACCGUGGAGUCCUUUGCCGCAAGACAAAAUCCCAAAGUCAAUAAAGAUUUUGGAAAUGCAGAUACACUCUGCAUUUUAAACUUUAUCAUCGACAAUAUAGAGAUCUUUACGACUAAAUCUGUAUUCCACGGUACGAACAGUGAAAAUGCCAUCGAGAUAUUCAAAGAAUAUAAGAAGGAUGUUCGCCACAAAAUGGCCCACGGUAUAGUGAACGAAAAUGGCAGGUGGAGUGAUCUUGCUCUACAAAAUGUCUCACUUCUAGCCUGUAAAGUUGUCGAAUGCCUAAAUGGCAAUUAUGAAUAUACCUGUAUAUACGCAGAACGAGAGAAGUUAAACGCAGAAAUCAUGAAGAAAAAUUCUACUCAUAAGUGUACGAACAUCAGUCAACCAACACAGAUAUGA